This is a messenger RNA of Coprinopsis cinerea okayama7#130, 2041 nucleotides long. RefSeq names its product alkylbase DNA N-glycosylase. NCBI's taxonomy places the organism in Eukaryota, Fungi, Basidiomycota, Agaricomycetes, Agaricales, Psathyrellaceae. The record is from RefSeq and is a predicted model, not a curated record. The coding region runs from base 62 to 2023 and encodes 653 amino acids. Gene Ontology annotation, biological process: positive regulation of transcription by RNA polymerase II. Gene Ontology annotation, molecular function: metal ion binding; transcription cis-regulatory region binding. The transcript is spliced from 4 exons.
GGUUAACCGACAACAACUGAAGGCACAUCGUCGUUGCCGCCGUCGACCAUUCGGUUCUCCAAUGACGAGCAACGCAGCGUCUGACCAGCAGCCAAACUCCCAGCCGAAGCGAAUGAACAAGAUGGCGUCGAACCAGACGAUAAACCUCAACCAUCUUCUCAACUUCACUCUUCCUCCGAGGCAGACCAGGCCGCUGAAUAGCAUACCGAGGAGGAGCAGGAAGACCGGCAACGUUCAUGGGGUAUGGAACAAGGAGCGCUUUGUCAACGCUCAAUAUCGCUUCGUUAUGAACCCGAACGGAGACUACACCGUUCAUUUUGCGGAUCCUGACAUUUACUUCCAAUGGCAAGAUAUCCUGCAAAUUAUCGUCCCUCGCGCUUCUAGGCUCGCCGGGGACACCAGCUAUUCCGAUGUCACAGGGCUUUCGACCUGUCCGAUAUGCCUUUCGCCACCAACGGCGCCUCGAAUGACAAAGUGCGGACAUGUAUUCUGUUUACCUUGCAUUCUCCACUACCUCAGCACUUCCGAUAACAAAUGGGCACGCUGCCCCAUCUGUUUCGAUUCGGUCAACGAGCGCCAACUGAAGUGCGUCAAGUGGUAUGAGGGACCCAUUGACGCCACUUCAUCGGAGGGGUCUUCCUCAUUCAAUGAGGAUCCUAUCUUCGAAAUCACCCCUCGGGCGGGAAAUCUGUUACGAAUGCGCUUAAUACAGAGACCCCAGAUUACGACCCUCGCCCUGCCUCGAUCACAGACUUGGCCCUCAGACCUACUACCUCCACACAAAGCUCCAUUCCACUUUCUACCCGACGUCUUCAGCUUUGCAAAGUUCAUGCUUGCCACCCCAGAGUACCUGGUAGGCGAUCUCAGCAAGGAACUCGAACAUUUGGCCGAAGAACGCCGAAUCAUGUCCGCCAUGAAGGAUGAUCUAAGUGUCUGCUUCCUCACCGCAGCCGAGGAAAGGGUGCGUCAACAAAUGGAGAAGGCGGCUGCUCUUGAGUCUUCGCUGCUGCAAGAGCAGAUUGACAAAGCUCGGAGAGAUCAUAAGGAGAUUCAGCAGAAGGCGGAACUAGAUGAGCGUAGAACUAGACUUCAACAGGGCGCACCGAACAUUGAAACCGAUGGCUCUAACGAAGUUCCAACCGAGCUCCUGGCGUCUAGAUCGUCACAAAUUGCGACGCCUUCCAGCACACCAUCCAUUCCUGAUUCCCGACCUCCUAAUCAGAACCGUGGUACCCCUCGUCAACGGCGCAAUCUCAAUCCCCCUCCUCCGUCCACAUCCACCUACUACUACUAUCAAGCAGCAUCCGGCCUGCCUAUUUACCUACACCCACUAGACAUCAAGAUCCUUCUCUCCCACUACCACAGUUACUCCUCCUUCCCCGAUGAGAUCACCGUUCGUGUCGAGGCAUAUUCGGAAGGGACCGUCAACGAUGACCUUCGCAAGCGCUGCAAGUACCUCGCGCAUCUCCCUGAAAGCGCCGACGUCAUCUUCGUCGAAGCCGACCUUGAGGGCGUGGUUGGUGCGGAAGGGCUGAAGAACUUUGAAGGAGCGCUGAGAACGCGGUCGACGAGGAGGAAAGAGAAGGCGAGGAAGGACGACAGAGCCAAGGCCAGGGCUGAGGAAAGGGAGAAGGAGAGAGAGAGGGAAGCAUUGGCAAGGUUCCUGCCAUCGAAUCGGGUCGCUUCCGUCCCAAUUUCUGAGAAUUGGGAUGACUCUCCGCCUUUACCGAACGGUUCACCUUCAACGCAUGAAGUCCAAUCGAAUGCGUCGACUUCACCGGCCCCACCUAUUCCGACGGGCGCUUGGGGAAACAGAAGUUUUGCAUCGGCGCUUCACUCCUCGGGCGGGCGGUCGAGUACCCCAGCCAGAAGGAGGGAGAUGACGCAGGAAGAGUGGGAUGCUGAGGAGAUGUGGCACGAACUGGAACAACGGACUAUGAACAAUACUGGAGGCGGGAAGAAGAAGAAAGGUACCAGGAUGGUGGUGCUCGGAGGUGGAGGUUCUGGAGCAAGACGUCGGUGAUAUCAUGCGCUUGAGGGC